AUGUCAGGGGAUCACUAUGAAGAAAUCGGUCCGAUGCGGAGGACCCAGCAGGCUAGAGGAGGACCAGAUCCAUUCCAACCGCCUGAUUAUCUAAUGCUGCCGCAAUCACCCGCUGGACCAGCACAUGAAGACAACCAUUACGAAGCAAUCGCUAAUUUUAAUGAUCCUCAAUAUUUUUCACCUCCUGAUGUUUUAGCACCAAAACGAGAAGAAGCAGCAACACCUACGAAAGCCGGUCAAAAAUGGACUGAGAGUACCAGAGAUGUUACCUUAACGGAUACCGAGAGAACAGUGCGACAAGAAUCUGCGAAGAAAAGAAAGACGCGAAGGAAGAUACCGUUAUGGACGUAUUUAACGGUCACAAUGUUGAUGCUAGUAAUCAAUGUUGUAUGCACAAUGUUAUUUGUGCGUGGUGUGAGAUCUGGUUGCUCUGCUCAAGAGACAAUGAGUAAAGGUCAUUUGAAACGACUGAAAGUUCUCCGGAAGAUUAACGAACUCAGACGUUCAAAAACCGUGGAGGAUGACAAGGAAAACAGUUUCUCUCAAAGCAGAACAAAACGACAAAUUGAGCGUAAAAAAGAAACUGACGUGAAAAAGUCGAAAAAAUCCGCAAACAAUUGCAAAGCUGCGAAGAAGGCGGAAUAUAUUGAGAUGGGUGAAACAGGCGGUCAUGGUGGUGUUGAAAGGUGUAAAUCGAAACGUGUCAUAAAAGCAAUUGUUUAUGGGAAUACGGCUGUCCAUUUGGGAAAAAAACUGGACAACGACCAUACCCAUGAAUGGACCGUUUUCGUGAGGCCUUAUCAUAACGAAGAUCCAUCGAAAUUCAUCCGAAAGGUUCAAUUCAGAUUGCACGACUCAUACGCCAAUCCAACCAGAGUGGUAGAAAAGCCGCCGUUCGAGGUCACGGAGACUGGUUGGGGUGAAUUUGAAGUGCAAAUUCGAAUUUAUUUCAUUGAUGUGAGCGAAAAGCCGAUAACUGCAUUUCAUUAUCUUCGAUUAUUUCAACCGCAGGCAACGUUACCGAAUGGAAAGACAAUCGUUGCAGCCGAAUAUUAUGAUGAAAUCGUGUUUCAAGAGCCGACGGUGACAAUGUACAAAGCGUUGGUGGGUUCUGAGGGUCGAAAAUGCGAUCCAAAAAGAUUUUACACUGAUUUUGUUCACGUUCGGAAACGUACUCUGGAAAUGAUCACAAAUGCAAGAACCGAGAUUGGUAAAGAAAUCGACGAUUUGAGGGAAUCACUGAAAGAUGCACAUAAGUUGAUUCAAAAGUACCGAGCUGAAGUGGAGAAUCUCGAAAGUGCAGCUGCAUCAACUCCUGCGCCUGUUUCUUUUUCUGUUGGAGAUGGCAAACCCGAAUAG
This is a messenger RNA of Anisakis simplex (herring worm), 1359 nucleotides long. NCBI's taxonomy places the organism in Eukaryota, Metazoa, Nematoda, Chromadorea, Rhabditida, Anisakidae. The record is from the annotation of a GenBank genome assembly.